AUGCAAGGCAUGUUGUUGGAAGCGACUCCUCCGGCAGCGCCGCCGGACCGGCCGUUGUCGGGUUGGGUGCUGGCUGCGAGCGUGCUAGUGGCCGCCCGCCUCGGCCGCGCAGCCUCAGACGCCGCUGCCUUCGACAUGGCACACCUGCAGAGGGAAGUGGAGCGAUCGUGGGAGUCGCGGUCGGAGGCGCUGCGACGCAGUCGGGCGGCCGACCCGGAGGUGGCAGCGGCCGCGGAGGCGCGCAUGGCCCAGGCCCGCGAGCGGGCCGCAGCGGCGCAGCGCGAACGCGAGCAGAGGGACGCCGCCCUGCUGAAAGCGGCAGAGAGGGAGCGGCAGAAGGCGCAGGCGGCCGCGGCGGCGGAGCGGGCGGCGUUUGAGGCGCAGGAGGCGCAGAUGGCGGCUGAGCUCGCGCAGCGCACGCAGCAGGAGCGCCGCCUGCUGCAGGAGGCCGCCGAACGCGCGCGAAUCGCCGCCGAGGAGCGCCGAAAGGAGGCGGAGGCGGCGGCGGCUGCGGCGGAGGCGGAGCGACAGAGAGCAGAGGAGGAGGAGAGGCGGCGUAAGGAGCAGGAGAGGGCCGAGCGCGAGGCCGAGAAGAAAGCGCUGCGGCGGCUGCAGAAGAAGUACGCCGUGCGCCUGCUGGGCUCCCUGGAGGUCGCCCGCCCUCCCAAGGGCGCAAUGACAGAGGAGCGGCUGCCAAAAGAGGCGGCGGUGGAGGUGACCCUGACGGUGGGCAGCGCGCUCGGCGGCGAGGCAGAGCCGCUCAAGCUCUUGUUCGCAAGUUUAGACGCGGCCCGGGACGCCGCGGAGGAUGCAGCCGGCCGCGCGUGCUCUGCCGCGUCGCAGCUGUACGGCAGCUCCGGAGCUCUGCAGGACAUGGGCGAGGUGGAGCUGCAGCACUGGCUGCGAACAGCGGCCGCACGCUCAGCGUUCGUCGGCGCAUCUCACCUGCGCUCCCUGCUAGACGCCCAUGCGAGGCAACCAAAGCAGCGACACCAGAAAAGCUUUGAGGUGCGGACAGAGCGGGGGGUCCUGCCAGAGGAGCAUCCCCAGAGGGUGGAUGCUCGCCUGGCAACGGCCAUCGCAGCGCUGCAGCGAGAAGACGAGGCCACGGCCACCGCUGUGCUCACGGCAUACAUGGCCGACGAAGAGGAGCUCAUUCGCAAGGAUGGUGGUGGCUGCGUGGCGGAGCAUGCAGGGGAGGUGCUGGCGCUGGCGCACUUUCUGGAUGAGACAUGGGCGCAGCGGCCGGCGCGGCGCAUCGAAGCCUCCCCCUGGUACGAGGCCGCCAACGCCCUCGCCUCGCGCCUGCUCGGCCAGCACACCCGCUCAGCCCCCAAGGAUUCCUUGGGGCCGGUGUCGCGCGUGGUGAGCACGGUGCUGGGCUCAGAGCAUGCGGUGGGACAGAUGCUGCGCGCGGCCGCGGAGGCCAACCUGUCAGCCGCCAGUCGCACCGCCCUGCGCGAGAGGGAACACAUCCAGCAGGCGGAGUUGGCGGCGGCGCUGAUAGAGGAGGAGUGGCCGGACGAGGCGGAGUCGGCGGCUGCGCGGGCCGAGGCGCGCGAGGCGGCCACGCCCGUGCCGGAGCGCGUGUGGGCGCUGCGCAACGUGGGCUCCACGCUUGCGCUGGGCGGCCCCGGGGAGAGAGCACGCGCACGCCAGAUGCUGGAGAAGGCCGCGCUGCUGAAGGCCGACUGGGUCGGCGGCUCGCGCCACCCCGGUGUGUUGCCAGAGUUGGAUGCGCUGGGAGGCCUGUUUGAGGCAAACGAGGAGUGGCGGGAAGAUGCCAGCGCCGUGCGGGCGCGCAUGCUCGGCAUCCUGUCAGAGGUCGCCGAUCGAUAUUUCAACCUUGGCGAGUCCACAAGUGCGUGCGCGUUGCUUGAAGCGGCCAUGCGUGAGUACGAGGAGGUCGUGGGACUGAAGCACCCGGCAGUCAAGGCUGCCUUCCGCCGCUCAGAGAAGCUGCUCAGCUCCCUUCCAGAGGACGAACGAGCCAAGGUGGCGGCCGCCAGGCGGGCAGUGCCCAACUUCAUGCAAGAAGUGAUUAAUGCGUUCAAUGAGGAGCCGGCGGUACAGAGAGUGGGAGAGGUCAGGAGCAAAUCCGGGGUCUGGGAUGAGGGCGGCCUGGCACCCCUGCCUCAGCUGUUAUCAUUGCAAUGA
This is a messenger RNA of Coccomyxa subellipsoidea C-169, 2157 nucleotides long. RefSeq lists its product as hypothetical. The transcript has 13 exons. The record is from RefSeq and is a predicted model, not a curated record. Lineage: Eukaryota; Viridiplantae; Chlorophyta; Trebouxiophyceae; Coccomyxaceae. Bases 1 to 2157 code for a protein of 718 amino acids.